AUGGGAAUGACAACUGCCAAUUAUAACUAUUUUGCCAUGAUCAAAAUUAGUGUUCCGAAAGAGUCGAAUCGGGUUGGAUUUGAGGAUGUACUCGGACUCGACCCGUUUAUAAAAACCAACCCGUACAAAUACCCGG
Molecule: messenger RNA, 136 nt
Organism: Funneliformis caledonium
Lineage: Eukaryota; Fungi; Glomeromycota; Glomeromycetes; Glomerales; Glomeraceae
Source: the annotation of a GenBank genome assembly